Molecule: messenger RNA, 513 nt
Organism: Ornithodoros turicata
Lineage: Eukaryota; Metazoa; Arthropoda; Arachnida; Ixodida; Argasidae
Exons: 1
Coding region: 1-513 (170 amino acids)
Source: RefSeq, a predicted model, not a curated record
AUGGAGCAAAACGCCUCACCCGGCCUUCCUUCCCCCGGUCCUCCCGCCGUUCUUACUGUUCCAGCCCUUCAGGCGGUUUCAGUGAAAAUUCCACCAUUCUGCCCAGCCGACCCGGCGCUUUGGUUCGUCAACAUUGAAGUCCAGUUUUCCUUGCGGGGUGUCACUGUACAGCUAGCCAGGUACUAUCAUGUGGUCGGCGCGCUCGGGCCUAGCGAAGCGGCAGACGUUAGAGACAUCAUCACGUGCCCUCCCACCGAAAACCCUUAUGACGCUCUUAAGUCGGCGUUAACCAGAAGAACCACGGCUUCCGAACAAGAACGGCUGCGUCAACUCUUCACAGCGGAGGUCCUCGGGGAUCGUAAACAAUCACGUCUUCGACGCAUGCUGCAGCUUCUGAGUGAGAGAGCAACGGCGCUCGACGAUUCCACCCUGCGCGAGCUGUUUCUUCAGCGUCUCCCCAGCACGGUUCGCAUGAUCCUUACGACCUCCGGCAGCCCUGGCCGAGAUGGCUGA